Pseudoliparis swirei is the source of this 6242-nucleotide messenger RNA. Its product is annotated as semaphorin-5B-like. The transcript is spliced from 23 exons. Gene Ontology annotation, biological process: neural crest cell migration; axon extension; positive regulation of cell migration. Gene Ontology annotation, molecular function: semaphorin receptor binding; chemorepellent activity. The record is from RefSeq and is a predicted model, not a curated record. NCBI's taxonomy places the organism in Eukaryota, Metazoa, Chordata, Actinopteri, Perciformes, Liparidae. Bases 179 to 3454 code for a protein of 1091 amino acids.
GUCCAGACAGUCCGGAUAGCGGACCUGGACCUGGACCUGGACCUGGACCCUCUGCGUCUCUGAGACCUUCAGGAACCGCACGAGGAAUCGGAAGUGGAAGGAUCUGUCCGUCUGUGUUUGGUGAUGGUGAACCAGUGUUUCCCGAGGACCCGCUAGAAGACUGGAUGCGGUUGUAGCUAUGGUUACGUCCGGGUGGGGGGCGUGGGCCCUCUCCCCCCGAGGCCUCGUGCUGGUCAUCUGUCUGUCUGCGUGUCUGUCCCAGCAGCCUCGCAUCAGGCCGGCAGACUGCAGGAGGAAGGAGCAUCCGGUGGUCCAGUACCAAGCGUUGAGGCCGUGGAUGUCCGAGUUCUCCCAUCCGGGAGUGAAGGACUUCUCCCAGCUGGCGCUGGACCAGAGCAGAAACCAGCUCAUUGUGGGAGCGAGAAACUUCCUCUUUAGGCUGAGUUUGAACGCCUCGCUCAUACAGGCGAUGGAAUGGGCGCCGGACGAGGACACAAAGCUGUCCUGUCAGAGCAAGGGGAAGACGGAGGAGGAAUGCCAGAACUACAUCCGGGUGCUGUUGAUAAGCGGGACGACGCUCUUCACGUGCGGGACCAACGCCUUCACCCCGGUCUGUGUGACCAGGCAGAUUGGCAACUUCAGCCGGGUGUUGGACACGGUGAACGGCGUCGCCCGCUGUCCCUACGACCCGCGCCACAACUCCACCGCCAUGGUGACGGAGCGAGGCGAGCUGUACGCCGCCACGGUGAUCGACUUCUCGGGUCGGGACCCCGUCAUCUACAGGAGCCUGGGCAACAUGGCGCCGCUCCGCACCGCCCAGUACAACUCCAAGUGGCUCAACGAGCCUCACUUCGUGUCCGUUUACGAGAUCGGACGAUUCGCCUACUUCUUCCUGAGGGAGACGGCGGUGGAAAACGACUGCGGCAAGAUCGUGUUCUCUCGCGUGGCGAGGGUUUGUAAGAACGACAUGGGCGGACGCUUCCUCCUGGAGGACACCUGGACCACCUUCAUGAAGGCCCGACUCAACUGCUCGCGCUCGGGAGAAAUCCCUUUCCACUACAACGAGCUGCAGAGCACGUUUUACCUCCCGGAGCAGGACCUGAUCUACGGGAUCUUCACCACCAAUGUGAACAGCAUAUCGGCGUCCGCUGUCUGUGCCUUCAAUCUGAGCUCCAUCACCGAGGCCUUCAACGGACCCUUUCGCUACCAGGAGAACCCCCGCACGGCCUGGCUCUCCACCCCCAACCCCAUUCCCAAUUUCCAGUGUGGCACGCUGGAGGAGGGGGGCCCCGGUGGGAACCUGACGGAGCGCAGCCUCCAGGACGCCCAGCGGCUCUUCCUGAUGAACGACGUGGUGCAGCCCAUCACCGUCAACCCUCUGCUCACCCAGGACAACCUGCGCUUCUCCAAGCUGGUGGUGGACAUCGUUCAGGGCCGGGACACCCUCUUCCACGUCAUGUACAUCGCCACCGAAUAUGGCACCAUCCUGAAGGCUCUCUCCACAACCAAUAAAAGCCUUCAAGGCUGCUACCUGGAGGAGCUCAGGCUCCUCCCUCAAGGGCAAAUCGGACCAAUUAGGAGUCUGCAAAUCCUUCACAAUGACAGAUCUUUGAUUGUUGGGCUGGAUGACCGAGUGGUGAAGAUCCCGUUGGCGCGCUGCUCCAGCUAUCCUUCUGAAAGUCGGUGCCUGGAAGCUCGGGACCCUUACUGUGGCUGGGAUCACAAGCAGAAGCGCUGCACCACCAUCGAGGAGAGCGCCAACAUGAACCAGUGGACCCAAAACAUCACGGAGUGCCCAGUGAGGAACCUGACACAGGAUGGCGGUUUUGGCACGUGGGCGCCGUGGCAACCCUGUAACCACGACGACGGCGAGGGCUCCGUCAGCAGCUGCGUGUGUCGGUCCCGCUCGUGCGACGGACCCCAGGCCCGGAGCGGCGGGGUCGACUGCAAAGGCCCGACCAUCCAGGUGGCAAACUGUUCCAGGAACGGCGGCUGGACUCCCUGGUGCUCGUGGGACCAGUGCAGCAGCAGCUGCGGCAUCGGGUUCGAAGUGAGGCAGCGGUCCUGCAACAACCCCUCGCCUCGCCACGGCGGUCGAAUCUGCGUCGGCCCGGGUCGAGAGGAGAGGCUGUGCAAUGAGAAGACGCCGUGUCCCCUGCCGGUGUCGUGGGCGGCCUGGGGCCCCUGGGCUCACUGCAGUGCUGAAUGUGGAGGCGGGGUCCAGUCCAGGACCAGGACCUGCGAGAAUGGCAACAGCUGUCCCGGAUGUUCCAUGGAGUUCAAGGCCUGUAACCUGGAGGCCUGCCCUGAGGUGCGCCGCAACACCCCCUGGACCCCCUGGAUGCCCAUCAACGUCAGUCAAGGCGGGUCCAGGCAAGAGCAGAGAUUCAGGUACACCUGCCGGGCGCUGCUCCCCGACCCCCAGCAGCUGCAGCUGGGCAAGAAGAAGACGGAGACCCGGUUCUGCCCCAAUGACGGGUCUGGAGCCUGCCAGACGGACUCUCUGGUGGGUGACCUGGUGAAGACGAGUGGACGGACUUGGUCCCAGCUCCAAGGGGUGCGCUGGGGAUUGUGGGAAACGUGGUCCGGCUGCUCUCAGCAGUGCUCCAGGGGUUUCCGAACUCGGAAGCGUAGCUGCUCGACCGCGGAGGGCCGGACCAACCCCAGCGCCUGCGUGGGAUCCCCGGUGGAGUAUCAGGACUGCAACACUCAGCCGUGCCCAGUGAGGGGAGCCUGGUCCUGCUGGUCCUCCUGGUCCCAGUGCUCGUCCAGCUGUGGGGGCGGACACUACCAGCGGACUCGGACGUGCAGCAACCCCCCCCCUGCCAGCGGAGGAGACAUCUGCAUCGGCCUGCACACUGAGGAGGCGCUCUGUAACACACACGCCUGUGAGGAUUGGGGCGAGUGGACCGAGUGGGGGGACUGCGACGGGGAGGGGCUGCAGCAUCGCACUCGCUGCUGUGCCGAGGGCCAGGAGGCCGCGGCCGGUCUCUGCCGGGGGAACAUCACCAUGUCCAGGUCCUGUCGGCCUCACGAGGUGCCAGUUAUUCUACCUGGACAGGAGGACCAGAGCUGUGGAACCUUCACUUUGUUCCAGCUCGUCGCCGCGGGCUCGGCCAGCUUCUUCUUCGCGGCCUUGCUGUCGGCGCUGGCCUUCGCCUACUGCCACCAAGUGAACCGGCCGUCGGCGGAGUCGGCCGUCAUCCACCCAAGCACGCCCAACCACCUCACCUACAACAAGCCGGGCAACGCCACGCCAAAGAACGAGAAGUACAUCCCCAUGGAGUUCAAGACGCUCAACAAGAACAACCUCCACGCCAACGACGAGACGUGCAACCACUUCCCCUCGCCGAUGCCCUCCGGCAACAUGUUCACCACCACCUACUACCCUCCCGGCACGGGCAAGUACGACUUCCACCCGGACUCCCCCUGCAGGACCUACAUGCACAGCUGAGAGAGAGAGAGAGGGGCGGGGUCAAAUAACGUGUUUCCUCGUUUCAGAAAAUGCACCAAGAUUUUGAUAAAACUCGAUUUUUGGGUCGAGAUCGCGGCAAACGACAAACUCACGUUCCAAAUGAGAUCUUUAAAGACUCGGGUUCACUCAAAUCCCGCCCGUGCACGCAGACCGGUUGGGUUUUCGGUGGCGGCGCAAAGAGAGAAAAAAAGACUUUCUUCCGAGAAUUCUGCAGCAGCGUCUCGUCCCAGAAGCCGCUUCUUUCGCGUCAGAUCUUUCACGAGUCGCUUUAAGCGCGCAAAAGAGCGUUCCGGGUUCAGAGCACGCACCACGUGCACCAAUCGACGUACGACCUGUUGCACACACACACGCGCCAUGUUGUGUUCCUGUCCUUCUGCUGUCGCUGGGCCUUCAGCCUUUAGACUGAACACAUUGAACCUGGAUACGCAUUGUUAGAGUCCACUGCACUUUGAGUCUCCUUCCUUUACUUUUCCACGUUUCUUGUUCUCUCCCGUUCUAUAAAAAGACGUCUGCUUAUUUAGUUUGAAGCGGAAGAGGAAAAACAAAGUGGCAACACAACAAGCUCGCCUCUAAACACCGGACCUCUCCAAGGCCAGCGGCGUGAGAGCCGGUUCGGACCGGAUGGCCAGGCCUUCUUGGACAAUGUAGGUAUCUGGAUUCCCGCUGGACGUGUUUUGGGGAUUUUUUGUACUUUUCCUCCUUCUCAGCGGACUCAAUAUUACCGUAAAAACAUGUUAUUGGACAUCAGUUAAAAAAACUAAACCGGACAAAUUGUGAGGAACAUCCCUCACUGUCUGUGAAGGAAGCAGAGAAAUGAACUUCAUAUUUCUGGCUUAUUUGCUUUAAUUUUCAUAUUUAGUGGAAACCCACGCUGAAGAGGAUGUUUCCCACACACCUCGCUUUGUACUGUACUUUAUUCAACAUAAACCUUUGUUGGCUUUUCUGUCAGCAGAUUUGAUUUGAGGUCUGUUCACAGAUUUCAGUGCAUGUGCAUCUGCUGAUAUUUGGCAGUCACGCUCAUGUCCUCUGGAUGUUGUUACAUUAAGGUUAUCAUUUCAUAAAUCACCAAAAAAUAUGACAGUAUUUUUAAAGCCUCUCUAUGAAUGAGCCACACACUUCAAAGGUAACGCAGCAAUGUGAUGGAGGAACCUGCUCAGCGGGUUCAAAGUCUUUUAUGGCUUUAUAGUUUACUGAAAUUAAUGGAAAACAAUGGGUUUUUUUCAAUUAGAAAGCAUGUUGGAUUAUAACAAUGUUUUUUUCUUACAUUUCUGAAUACAAAUAAUAGCAUGUACAUUUGGAGAGAACACAUUAUUUGUCCAAAAACAUGCAGGUGAGGUGAACUAUCCCGAUAAUUUCCCAUGGAUGUGAAUGUGAGUGAACGGCUGCCUGUGUGUGUUGUGCACGAUGUAACGUUUGAUUGACAGUCUGCAACGCUUUUUGAGGGGUCAGUAAUUUCCGCUUAAUUUCUAAGAAGUAUCCCAGAAAAAAGAAAUGUAAUGCGGUCGAGAUAACGGCAGAAAUGCAAAGUAAAUUCAUUUAAAUCCUUUUUUUCCUUUGUUAUUAGCAUCGUUGCUCUCCAUAUAAGUUCAAUGUGCUUGACUGUCGUGCAAUUUGACUAAAGCGCUCCAAGUUAUUUGCACCCCGUCUCUGUUUUUAGCGAGGAAUUAUAUUUACAGGGAAAUAUCUCGGGAAUUAUUCUGAAAUUACAGAAACGUAAAAUUUUACAUUUUCACAAGAUUUAAUGCAACAACAACAAAAAAAGCCCAAAAAGUAGUCGCCGCAUCACACAGUACAGGAUUGCUAAUAUUGAAGUUACUCCGUGCUGUAAAAUGUAUAUAAUCUGCAUAUCUUGAGUUUCUCAAAUGUAAAUAUUUGUCUCCACCUGCCGUGUUAUGAGACAAAGCACCCAGAUGUGUGUUCACCUCUGGGUGCUAAGUGACUGCAUGUGCCGGCUCACUCACAUAUGUAUACACUCCAUGUUUGUGUAAAACUGUACACAUACACUACCGUUCAAAAGUUUGGGGUCAUCCAGACAAUUUCGUGUCUUCCAUGAAAACUCACUUUUAUUUAUCAAAUGAAUUGAAAAUUGAAUAGAAAAUAUAGUCAAGACAUUGACAAGGUUAGAAAUAAUGAUUAAUAUUUGAAGUAUUAAUUUUGUUCUUCAAACUUCAAGCUCAAAGGAAGGCUAGUUGUAUAGCUUAUAUCACCAGCAUAACUGUUUUCAGCUGUGCUAACAUAAUUGCACAAGGGUUUUCUAAUCAGAUAUUAGUCUUCUGAGGCGAUUAGCAAACACAAUGUACCAUUAGAACACUGGAGUGAUAGUUGAUGGAAAUGGGCCUCUAUACACCUCUGGAGAUAUUUCAUUAGAAACCAGACGUUUCCACCUAGAAUAGUCAUUUACCACAUUAACAAUGUAUAGUGUGUAUUUUUUAUUUAAUGUUAUCUUUAUUGAAAAAACAGUGCUUUUCUUUGAAAAAUAAAGAAAUUUCUAAGUGACCCCAAACUUUUGAAUGGUAGUGUAUGUGUGUACUCUAUGUAUUUGGCCUAGAUGAUGGGGAUAUUAAUUUUUAAAGGGGCGUUGUCACCCCGUGGUUGUGUUUUGUAUUUAAAGACCUUCGUCAGCGGAUCCCUAAAUACACAUCACAUGAUAAUAUGAUGUGAAUUUGACUUAACACUGCCUUUUGGACACUGUGAACUUUUGGUACUCUAUAUUUUUGUAUAAUGUACACUGUAAAAAUGGAAUAAAUCAAUUCUGGUGCCAAUAUCA